Messenger RNA from Syngnathus acus (greater pipefish), 789 nucleotides. It is a transcript of the gene pcp4b, whose product is annotated as Purkinje cell protein 4b. Gene Ontology annotation, molecular function: calcium ion binding; calmodulin binding. Gene Ontology annotation, cellular component: cytoplasm. The coding region runs from base 150 to 341 and encodes 63 amino acids. The record is from RefSeq and is a predicted model, not a curated record. The transcript has 3 exons. Lineage: Eukaryota; Metazoa; Chordata; Actinopteri; Syngnathiformes; Syngnathidae.
GCGCUGCUAUUGGUUUAUCCGUGACGUGGAUGGCACGGAGGAGUCGGCUUGAGGACUUUAUAAAAGCGAGCUGCUGUGCGUGCAGUGAGUCACCAUCCACGAAACCAACCCUGUUUAAAGAACCGCAAACCUCUACUUAAAGGUGCACCAUGAGCGGGAGGCAAGGAUCUGGGCCUGCAGCUGGCAACAACAAAACCUCCGGAGGACAAGAUGCAUCCAAGGCGGACGUCCCGGAAGAUUUCGACAUCGACAUGGAAAACCCAGAGACUGAGAAGGCGGCCGUAGCCAUCCAGUCGCAGUUCAGGAAGUUCCAGAAGAAGAAACGUGACGAUAAGUCCUAGUUGGCGGUCACUGUGACCACACAGUGACAUUUGCAUGUGUCAUACCUGUUUGAACUCCACUAGUUGUAAUGGAGUUUUGGGGAAGGAGAAGGAAUGCAAUAGCCUGUUAAACAUAUGUCUGUGAAAGAAAAAAACACAUUCUAUUAUUACAGUCAUAUUUAUUAAUAAUCAACUGCUGUAUUUGGAAGAAAAUUGGAGAAACUGUUUUUUUUCUCGUUGUAUUUGUCUCUUAGAUCAUAAAGUAGUAUUUGUGAUGGGAUAUGUUUUUGUUCUCGUCCCAGCCUCAAUAAUUCCCAAAUGAAUCUAUAUUGUGUUUGUCGAUGGAGCAAAAGGUGUGUUAGAGUGAUGAUGGUUUUAGUAAAAUUAGCCUGCAUCCCAUUCUAGCAGAUGAUUUCACUAUACCCGCAUGUACACACUGAAUGAAUAAAGACUGUUUGGUGAACAAGUG